AUGAUUGAGCCAUUUCAAACCACUUUCGCUGUCCCUAUGACAUGCAACAGUUGCGUAGAUGAUAUCUCGCAGUCUAUAAAUAAGUUGCAAGGCAUCAAAAAGGUGGAAGCCAAACUCGAGGACCAGCUAGUGCUUGUUGAGGGCACGGCGGCACCAAGCUCGAUUGUAGCGGCUAUCCAAGACACCGGACGAGAUGCUAUUAUUCGUGGAAGCGGGCUUUCAGAUAGCGCCGCGGUGUGUAUUCUUGAAACCCCCAACACGACCGUUGCCGAGAAGGUCCGCGGACUGAGUCGCAUGGUCCAAGUCUCCAAAAACCAUACACUGGUCGACCUGACAAUAAACGGGCUGUCGCCAGGACGGUACUGGGCUACUGUCCGAGAAACCGGAGACAUAUCGGAAGGCGCAGGGUCUACAGGAAGGGUAUGGGAGGCUCUCAAGGCCAAGGUCUUUGGCCGAGAGGAACCGCGCGGAGUGUUUGGCACCGUUGAUGUCAACGAGAAGGGAAAAGGCAAUGUGCUGCUGGAGCAGCCGCUGGCCAUCUGGGAAAUGAUUGGACGCAGUAUGGUUGUGUCGAAGACCAAGGAGGGGCCUUUCCAGAAAGACGACCCCGAUACGAUCGUGGGAGUCAUUGCCCGCAGCGCUGGUGUUUGGGACAAUGAUAAGACGGUGUGCUCCUGCUCAGGGAAGACUGUGUGGGAGGAGCGUCAGGAGCAGGCACUGGCCUGUGUUCUGAUUGUGCAUGCAGCCCCGCACCAUUCGAGUCGUCACGGCCAUCCCACGCCAAUCAGCCCACCCGCAUCAACGGUGCUCCAGACGUUAGUUGCAGCAACGCCCAACCUCUUAUCCUCCUUUCAUCUCCUCUUCUCUCCCGGUCUGAGCAAGACAGACGUCCGCUAUAUUGUAAAUAUGUCGCUGAAGCAGGAAAUCGAGACGUGGGUGCAGGCACUCGCUCACUACGACAAUAAUGAAUUCGAUACGGCAUUGAAAAUCUUCGACGGUAUUGCCGAGACGUCGAGGAUAUUGUUUAAUUGUGGUGUAAUCCAAGCGACGCUGGGCGAGCAUGAAAAGGCUGUGGAAUGCUACCAACGAGCCAUCUCCUUUGACAACUACCUCGCAAUCGCCUACUUCCAGCAAGGCGUGUCGAACUUUCUUCUCGGGGACUUUGAGGAAGCGCUGGCCAAUUUCAACGACACAUUGUUGUAUCUGCGAGGGAACACUUCGAUCGACUACGAACAACUCGGCCUGAAGUUUCGCCUGUACUCGUGCGAGGUUCUCUUUAAUCGAGGACUAUGCUACAUCUAUCUGCAGCAGAUAGACCCGGGCAUGCAAGAUCUGUAUUAUGCCAAACAGGAAAAGGUCACGCCAGACCAUGAUGUGAUUGACGAGGCACUUAACGAACAAGCCGAUGGCUAUACUGUCUUUUCAAUUCCCGUCGGUGUUAUAUACCGGCCCAACGAGGCCAAGGUGAAAAACCUCAAGACAAAGGACUAUCUGGGAAAGGCGAGACUUGUGGCUGCUUCAGAUCGAAGCAAUGCUUUUACUGGGUUCCAAGGGUCCGAAAUCAAAAGGUCAAUGACUCUUGACGCCACAGCAAAGGAUGACCGACCCCUGGAGAACAUUUCCUUUGCAGCGACGAACCUUGUGCAAAAGAACCUGAGCAGCCGGGGUGUGCGACAACAAUCCGAGCCUCCAAUCGGCCGCACCACGUUUCCACCUACACCGCCGCCAGAGUCUGAAAAGGCAAACUACUCAAUCAGCAACAACAGUAAUAACAGCAGUAAUAACACGCAGCAAGACCGUGCAGCGAACGUGCGUGCGGGUCCUCCGCCUCGUCUCAACCUGGACCAGCCGGGGUCACGAAGCAACGGACGAACCGGAGGAGACGUGCCGUCAAUGGGUAAAGCGCGAAUUGGCACGACACGAACGGCGUCGGAGCCUCGUGGUCCGCCUUCACGACAAUUCUCGGGAUCGUCUUCGUCUUCAUCGCGCACUCAAGAUUCACGCCCUCGACUGUAUCGCGAGACGACGAACGACCGUAGACGGUAUAUGAGUUCCCAUGGCAGUAUUGCAGAAGACGGAUAUGCAGAAGAAGUCUUUGACAUGUACAUCAGCCCGCGGUCGACGGGACCGGCACGAAGUCGGGCGCCAAAUUACAUCGACGAGGAGGCAGAAUAUGCGAGCGAGUACGGCGAUGACACGAUUAACUCGGGCGAAUUCGAAAUGAUGGGGGGAGCGGCAGCACCACAAACCAAUGCACCAACACAACGUCGGGCGCGAGGAACGUCACGAAGACCGGAAAUCCGUAAAUUCAGGGUCAAAGUGCACGCAAAGGAAGAAACACGGUAUAUUAUGAUUGGAGCAGACCUCGAUUUCGGCGAAUUCGAAGGAAAAGUGCGCGAAAAGUUUGCGUUUCAACGGGCGUUGCGUAUCCGGAUGCGCGACGACGGGGAUAUGAUCACGAUGGGCGACCAGGAUGAUCUAGAUUUGCUCGUGAGUCUGGCCAAGGAUGCGGCUCGACGGGAGAACCACGAGAUGGGGAAGAUGGAGGAUACAGAUUUGGGUAGAAGAGAGGGAUUGAUAUUACGUAUAUACUGUAAUAAGUGGGCCAAACAUUUGUUCAUUAAACACACACACACACAAAUGACCGACCUCACGCCACAUGUCCGCGAGCUCCUCCUGCGGGCAAAGAGCACGUCGGACGAUGCAGACCCGAGCACCGCGACGGAAAAGAUUGAGAAGACGGAGAAGACGGUUAAUGAGUUUCUGAAAGAAGCGUAUCGAAUUAACUCACACAUUCAAUCACUACUACACUAUCUCAAAUCCAUUCGCCAAUCGUACCUAUCUACAACGAACUCCAAAAAACCGGGGAAACAACAACAGCAGCAGCAGCAACAGAAACAUUCAUUUGAAAACAAUGCUACAGCAUUCCUACCAACAAGCAAAACCCUAACAGACACCGACCGCGACUCAAUCGACUCUUCGACCGCUUUAUUACUCCGCGACCUAUCGUCGAGUAUCACAAACCUCCAAUCGGCAGAAUCCCUCCGGCAGGAUACAGAAGCACAACUACUACGAAAAAAAUACGGACGACCGGGGGGUGCACUAUGGCGAUGGGCUGGUGGAGGAGGAGAUGAAGCAAAAGAAGAAGAGGGGAAAUCAAAAGAACAACUAGACGCCGAAAACUCGGCGCGCACGAUACGCAGUGUGCGUGAAAGCGUACUCUGGUUUUUGAGACGCAGGCUCGAAGAUGCAGCAGAGGUGCAGCGCGGAAUGGUUGAGAAGCGUAUUGAGCGGGUGCGCGAGCGGGAGAAGAGUGUUUUGUACAAGGUGCAACAACAGCAGCAACAACAACAAGAGAAAAAACAACAAUAUGCUCUUCAAGACAUAAAAGAAGACGCUCAACAGAAACAAUCCCCCAUCUACGAUACCGCCGCAGACCUUUCUGCCGCCGAUGCAGCAGCCAUCGAAACACAGCUGUCGCCCGCACAACUACAGCUAUUUGCCGAGGAAAACGACACGAUGCUGAAGCAAUACGAAGACGCGCUUAGCAAGGUCCAAAAUGCGGAAAAAUCGCUCCUCGAAAUAUCCUCCCUACAGUCAACGCUCGUCGGCCACCUCUCGACACAAGAAGAGUUCAUCAGCCAAUUAGUCACAGACGCAUCGACAACAUCGCAAAACGUCGACCGCGGAAACAAAGAACUGCGGCGGGCGAGCGAGCGGCGGAGUACUGCGCAAAUGGUGUUUUGGGGCACGGUUGGGUUGUGUACGUGGCUGGUUGUUUGGGAUGCCAUUUUCUAG
Molecule: messenger RNA, 3798 nt
Organism: Talaromyces rugulosus
Lineage: Eukaryota; Fungi; Ascomycota; Eurotiomycetes; Eurotiales; Trichocomaceae
Exons: 13
Coding region: 1-3798 (1265 amino acids)
Biological process (GO): superoxide metabolic process
Molecular function (GO): metal ion binding; protein binding
Source: RefSeq, a predicted model, not a curated record